AUGCCUCCCUUUAAAGUCUACAAGGGUUCCGAGGAUGGCUAUCCCAAGGAAAGCACUACCACCAAGCCCGAUGAGCUCGUUGGCGACAAUAUUCUGGUGAAAAUUAACGCCUCCGGGAUUUGUGGAACUGAUCUUCAUCAUAGACAACGCGAUGUUGCCCUUGGCCAUGAAGGUGUUGGCAUUGUUGAGGAUACUGUCCCACAGGUCAAGUUUUUAAAGAAGGGUACUCGAGUACCUUGGGGCUUCGUCACUGGUAGCUGUGGACACUGUCUUCUCUAUUUUCAAGGAAAGGAAGUCUUUUGCCGCGAGCGAUGCAUCUAUGGCUUCCAAAAUUUUGACCAAGGUAAUUUUGCAAGUCACGCUCCCACUGAUACUAUGGCCAUAAUGGGUGUUGGGGGACUUGGCCACCUUUGUAUCCAAUUUGCCAACAAGCUGGGGUGCCGUAUUGUUGUCCUCUCCGGAACAAGCAGCAAGCGAGAUGAAGCUCUCGAGCUUGGCGCACAUAAGUUCAUCCCCAUGGCUGGCUACAAGACUGAAGACUUUGUUGAUGAGUGGAAAAUCAACCGCCUGCUCAUUGCAGCAUCCGUACUACCCAAAUUGGAGAUUCUGCUGCCAAUGUUGGCGCCAAAGGCUGUUGUACACGCUCUUUCUGUUUCGUUCGCCAAUCUGGACAUGCCUUAUAUGCUCUUCGUCCGAGUCGGAAUUCCCGUCAAGGGGUCUCUUGUCGCCACUAGGGCCGUUCACCGUGAGAUGCUUGCAUUUGCCGCAUUCCACGGAAUCAAGCCCGUCGUAGAGACAUUCCCACUGACCGCAUGA
Messenger RNA from Clonostachys byssicola, 816 nucleotides. The record is from the annotation of a GenBank genome assembly. Lineage: Eukaryota; Fungi; Ascomycota; Sordariomycetes; Hypocreales; Bionectriaceae.